UUGAGCCCAAAAAGGUGAGAAACAGAGAUAAAAAAAACUCAUGAAACUCGUCCGAUCCAGAGUACUUUGCCGGAGUUUCUUUGAAUUUGGCCGGAAAUAGCUUUGAAUCUUUUGGUUGCCGGUCAUCGUAUCUCUUCACGGCCGAGCGACGUAGAUACUUUCUGAAGCCGUUCGCCCGAUGGACGACCUUGUGGAGCUCAGUUACCUUGAUCCUUCGUUCUCAGUCUUGCCCAGGUAAGGCGAGCUUCCUCUUUCUCGAACAUGCUCUGUCUUAGCCCUGUCUUUCAAGAGCCUGAACUCGAUCGGCAAGUUAAUAAGUAAAUCAUGAUAAGCUGGGAUCGAUUGGCUGCAAGUGGCAUUGAUCUAAGUCUCUGUAUACCAUGAUUAGGCCGAGAGCCGCUGGAAAAUUAAAUUGGAAAAUCAUUGUCGAAGUUGCACGUCACUUGUUCGAUAAAAUGCUUAAGUGAGAUUUUGAUAUAGAUUGCGUGUGAUUCGCUUUUGACUUUAUUUUAGUCCGAAUUUGAUCCCUUUUCAUUGUAUUGCUUGCUCAUACUGACGUUGUUGCCUCGUUUUGUUCUUUUUAUGUUGCCAUUUACACAUCACCGAGUCGGCCAUGGACGAACUUCUUGCCAGAAAAUCCAUACCCUUAGCUGCAGUAGUCGGUCCUUUAUUUUUGUCUUGUGGUAAUGCUUCUGAAAUGGUUAGACCUGGCCUUUUAUUAGCUGAACAGUUGCUGUUGCCUGUUGCCACUUAACAACCUGGGACUACUCUAAUUAAAAAUCGAAAAAAAAAAUUGCAAAAGUAUAAUCCCAAAAAAAAUUGAGAUUUUUGUUAAGUAAUCAAAUAAACAAAAAACUCCAAAAAUCUUCAAGUGAAAUUAAAUGUUACAAAAGAAAUCAAAAGUAAUGGGAGGGGUGGAGUAAUUAGAGGAGAGUAUUCGAGUGGCUACAAAGGAAUUGGCUGCCUCGAUGUAGUAGAUGCCGUCCCAGCUCGCCUGGGGCGAUACCUCGUCACACACGGUGUAGCCACUCUGACCACAAGUAAUGUUGAGAUUGUAGUUGUACGGUGGCUUGCCAUUGCCGCAGCACGCCAUUAACAGCUUCUCAAAUCCUACCCAUAUUGCAAUGAGAAAAUAUUAUGUGGGUGAGAUGUGCCACGUCAUCGUGCACCCACCCAAUCAAGAUGCGACACGUGUCGCCAUGUGGUUCCACCUCGAGUCGGGGCCCACCAUUAUUUUUUCAAUCAAAUUUUUGUUGCUUCUCUCUCUCGUUAAAUGUUUCCUCCUUCUCUGCAUCAUUUCUCUCAUUCGCACGCAAGGAAGCAUCCCUUCCCCUCCCAUUUUCUCUUUCAAAAUUGUUUCUCUAUGUUAUGCAUCUUUCUCCAUGAAAACCGCUAUGCCUGCUCUCUCUUUGUUUUUCAAAAAUCUCCCUCAACCAAAGGCCUGCCAGUCGUCUCCAAGAUUGGCCACUUUUACUGUCGCCGUUAGGAGCCACUUGCUCCCAAGAACCCUGCCAAUCGUGGCUGGGUCCCAAACUCUGACCAACUCCACCUCAGCCUCUUUGGCGAGCGCGGACACCCAAAAGCCCACUAGUUGCCUCCAAGCUCGGCCGCCUCCGCCAUCACCCCAGGAGCCACUCGCUCUGAAGAGCCUUGCCCAUCAUGGUUGGGUCCCAAGCUCUGACCAUUUCCGCCUCGGCCUCUUCAACGAUCGAAAACACCAAAAGCCAACCGGUCACCUCCGAGCUCAAUCACCUCUGCCAGUCGAGCCAAGCGUGGCCGCCUCUGCUGUUGCCGUCAAGAGCCACUCACUCCCAAGAACUCCGUCGAUCGUGGUUGGGUCCCAAACUCUAACCAUCUAUGCCUUGGCCUCUUCGGCGAGCAUGGACACCCAAAAGCCCGCCACUUGCCUCCAAGCUCGACCGUCUUUGCCUUCACCACCAGGAGCUACUCGCUUUGAAGAGCCCUGCCGGUCAUGGCUACGUCCCAAGCUCGACCAUCUCCGCUUCGCCUCCUCGGUGAUUGCGGACACCCAAAAGCUCACCGGGUGCGUCCGAGCUUGGCCGCCUCCACCGUUGCCACUUGCUCCCAAAAACCCCGCAGGUUGUGGCUAGGUCCUAAGAUGUGAUCAUCUUUGCCUUGCCUUCUUUAGCAAGUGCAAACACUCAAAAGCCCACUGGUCGCCUCCGAGCUGCAAGGCGGUAGAUUAAAAUGGACUUGUAAUUAGUUCUUGGAAUAUUGUGGAGGUUGAGCAAUUCCAUUUUAAACUCAUCGCGACUGACAUUCAGGUUUGCUCGUGAUCAGUCAAUUAAUUCGCAUGUGUAAGGUUAUUCGAUGGCUGAAUCGGAGGUAAUCUUGAAGUCAUGCUAUGUAAAAGAUAUUUGCUUUUUCAAAAAUGGAUGGGAUGUUAUUUACUUGUAAAAGUAUUGUGUUGAUCAUUUUUUGUUCUUUGUUUGCAGCAUGAAACUACUCAUCUAGCACAUGUUAUUCGUGAUUUGAAAAAAUAUUUUGAGUUUACAAUAGGAAUGGUUUUUGCAAAUGAACUUGAAGCAUAUCAUAAAUAUGUGGCUUAUGCUAUAGGUAAAGGGUUUGGAGUGAGGAAGUCUAAGAUUAGAAAAAACGAUAAAGGAGAAAUGACUCGACGCACUUUUGUGUGUAAUUGUGAGAGAUAUUCUAUCAACUCAUUCGAUCAAGAAAAAAAAUAUGAAAGACUUGAAGUUAGAUAUGGUUGCCCUGCAUUUAUUAGAUUUAAAGUUGAGAAUGUCGCUUAUGAAGUCAUAGACUAUGUUCCUAGGCAUAAUCAUGAAUUUAUGUCGGAACAUCAAAGACAUUUGAUAAGAUGUAGAAGAAUGAUUUCUAACACUUGUAAUAGUGUUUUAGUUGUCAUGGAAAAAACUGGCAUUGUGGGUACUAUGGCAUAUAAGUUUUUGGCAAAUGAAGCAAGAGGAAGUCAAAACUUGAGUUCCAUCUUACGUGAUUGUCAAAAUCUUUUGCAAAGUUAAAGAUUAAAUUAUAUAGAUGGGGGAGAUUGUCAAAGUCUUCUGAAUCAUUUUCAUUGCAUACAAAUGCAAAAUCCAAUAUUUUUCUAUGCACAACAAGUAAUCAAGAUACUAAAUUGACCAAUAUGUUUUGGAAAGAUAAUUUGUCCAAAUUUGAUUAUGAUUGUUUUGCUGAUGUAAUGGUUUUUGAUACCACAUUUUGUACUAAUAGGUAUAACUUGAUAUGUGCACCUUUUGUUGGAGUUAAUCAUCAUUGGAAGAACACUUUGUUUGGUUGUGUGUUUUUGUUGGAUAAGAUUGCAAAUUCAUUUAUCUGGUUAUUUGAGGUGUUUAUGAAGUCUAUAGAAAAUAAGGCUCCAAAAACUAUUUUCACUUAUCAAGACCAAGUCAUGGCAAAAGCUAUCGAAUAGUGUUUCCGAACACUCAACACUACUUAUGCACUUGGCAUAUCGGGAAAAAUGCCAAUCAGAAUGUGAAGAAGUGACUAGUAAGACAAUCACCUUCUUUGGGUUAACUACUCUUAGACUUUACAAUUUGCCAAAAUUCAAGAGCUUCCUAUCAGAGAAAUAUUCUGCGGAAUUCCCAUCCUUAGAUGUCUUGAGUAGAACAGAGCUGGACCAUGGCAACCGAAGUGCGGGGGAAAGUGAGGACGAAAUUGAGCAGUUAGAAUGCGCAAUUGAGAAGGCAGACCACGAAAUUGACGUGGAAAGAGAGGGGGAAUAAUUAGUUUUAUGAAGUGAGCCACAAAAGUUUGUGAAUAUUGCAAUGAAUGGUGUCUGGCAAAACAAAAUGGACGUGUCUGGUAAUAUGAGAUUUUGUUUUUUUCUUCUGUAUUCUCUUCUACACUACCUGCGAAGUGUGUGUUUGUUUUCUUGGCUAUUCAUUUCUUUGGUUUGUCUCCUAGGCUACAAUGAUGAUAUUAGAAAAUGUAUGUGCUAUAAGCAUGUUCAACAAAACCACAAAGUUCUUCAUAUUUGAAAAAACUUUAUACCUGUCUAGUUUUUGUGAAGAAUCAAAUUUUCAUGAUGAUCAUUGUCCACACAUGCAUGCCCAUCCCCCAACCAAUAAGUUCUCCAUUAUGAAUUUGCAUUUUGGAGGGAAAGAAACUUAUAUUUAGAACUUCUAAGAGUCCUUAAUUUGCCCCUCCAACGUUGACACUUUAGUAUUGGACAAUGUUGUAGACAAGGAUUAGACAUUAGUCAAUAAACUCUGAAAAUUUUAGGACUCAAGCACAUUAUUGUGACAAUUUUUAGAAUUUGUGCUUUAAUUUUCCCUUUUUGUUUACAUUAAGUGAAACAUUAUUAUAGCAACCUUUGGCACGAAAUAUUGUAAGAUGAAAAGGAGUUAGAUUUCCGCAUUUAGCAUUCUCGUGCUUUCACAUUCUACAACUUGUUUGUACUUUACUUCAAUAUAUUUCAAUGAGAUGAGUGCAUCAGAAAUUCUAAAUUUUAUUAUGAAAGUUCAUUUGAGCUCAAAACUUUCACCCUUUAGUUUCAUUAAGUUAAAUAACGAAAAAUGCUGAUAUGAUUUUUAUUAAAAAUAUAAUUUUUUAA
Eucalyptus grandis is the source of this 4549-nucleotide messenger RNA. RefSeq lists its product as uncharacterized. The record is from RefSeq and is a predicted model, not a curated record. The coding region runs from base 1125 to 2111 and encodes 328 amino acids. The transcript is spliced from 3 exons. Lineage: Eukaryota; Viridiplantae; Streptophyta; Magnoliopsida; Myrtales; Myrtaceae.